Messenger RNA from Staurois parvus, 2559 nucleotides. The record is from the annotation of a GenBank genome assembly. Lineage: Eukaryota; Metazoa; Chordata; Amphibia; Anura; Ranidae.
AUGAUUGUCAUACUCUGUCUGUGUCUGCAGGGCGGCGCUCUCUCACUGGAGGUGGAUGAAGACUGCUGGCUGAAAAAUGUGACUCUCGUCCCCUGUGAGUUUGAAGCCAAUUCCGUCCUGUACCGGAAAGGGGACCAGAUCUGGUGUAAGACAUCUCAGGUCAUAGAACAAGGUGAAGUCAUCCGGGCCUUCCUCAUGGCUGAACCCCAAGCCAUCCCCAACUUCAGCAUAAAGGAGGAACCCGGAGAGACCUCGCAGGAGAUCACCAGCCAGCCCGAGUUCCAGCUUCUCCCACAACAAGCUGGUAUGGCCGCCAUCCUGGCCACUGCGGUGGUUAACAAGGACAUUUUUCCAUGCAAGGAUUGCGGCAUCUGGUAUCGCAGCGAGCGCAAUCUGCAGGCCCAUCUCAUGUACUACUGCGCCAGCCGCCAGAGCUCCACCUCCCCCACCGUGGAAGAGAAGCCGAAAGAUUCCUACCCCAACGAGCGGGUCUGUCCCUUCCCGCAGUGCAAGAAGAGCUGCCCCAGUGCCAGCUCCCUGGAGAUUCACAUGAGAAGCCAUAGUGGAGAACGACCGUUUGUGUGCUUGAUCUGCCUGUCCGCCUUCACCACCAAGGCCAACUGUGAGCGCCACCUGAAGGUCCACACCGACACCUUGAAUGGUGUGUGCCAUGGCUGUGGCUUUGUCUCCACCACCCGAGACAUUCUGUACAGCCACCUUGUAACCAAUCACAUGAUCUGCCAGCCUGGGUCAAAGGUCGACGUGUACCCGGUCGUGAAAACACUGCCCGCAGUCAAGCCAUCCAACUCCGACAGCCUUGUCAGUCUCCAACAGCAUGCGAUCAUGCAUGCUACUGCCACCCUCCCAGGCGUCUCUCGGUCCCCCAAGUACCCAUCUGAUGCAGAGAAGGAGUUGCCUCCCGAUAGCUUGAAAAAUGGAGAUGCUAGAUCGCCGGUCUCCUCCUCUUCCUCAGGUAUGGAGGAUCCUCCUCUGAAAGUCCACAUCAAAGAGGAACCAGAUGCACCGAGACCAGUCAGUGAAGUGGUUUCUACCAGCCCUGAGGCUAGAGAUGAAUCUGCUUUGGUUCCCUCUCCAGCUAUUAAAAUUAAGACUGAGAUCUCCAGUCCUACCCCGGGAUCGAGCCCGGUCCCCAAUGAGUUGGGAGCAGCCGCUGGAGGGGGGACAAUCAUAGUGCCUCAGUAUGUGUUUGGACAUGAGGCAGCUCCCGCUAUCGUCCCGCAAGCCUCGGAGAUCCUGGCCAAGAUGUCAGAGUUGGUACACAGCCGCCUGAAACAAGGACAAGCCAUUACUUCUGUUGGCUUUACAGGAACUCCAGCACCCAAAGGUGCUACUUGUUACGAGUGCGAGAUUACAUUUAACAACAUCAACAAUUAUUAUGUGCACAAAAGACUUUACUGCUCUGGGCGGCAUAUGACAGAUGAAAAUCCAGGCAGUGGGCGCAAGUUGAAGGUGCAUCCUGUGCGAGCCGCCAUAGCUCCCGCAGUGUCAGCGGUUGAUGAGCAGAGAGUGAGUCCACAACAAGAAGACACUGCAGCGGAAAGCAGCACCUCAACUGAAAAUGAAGUGUCUGGCAGUGGCCACGCAAGUGAGGGGAGCCAGAGCCCUGGUCUGCUGGAAGACGCAGAAGUAGAUCUAACGCGUACUGUUUGUGAAGCUUGCAACAUCCAUUUCAGCAAACAUGAGACUUAUGUAGUGCACAAGCGCUUCUACUGCGCAUCACGUCAUGAUCCUCCUCUGCGGCGCAGCGGAGUGAUCAAUAAGCCCGGGCCACCGUACACACCUCAGCCUGCUCCACGAACGCGGAAACGCAGAAAGCUGUAUGAAAUCCAUGGCGUGUCCCCUGCAGACCUAACUCCUCCAGCGUUACUCCCACUGACCCGGGUGGAGGCCCUUCCACUCAUGCCAGGGCUGAUAGCAGCACCAACUGUACCUUCGCCCAGCUCCAGCCCAGAUGCGGCAGAGGGGCCUAUCGAUCUAAGUAAGAAGCCACGUCUUUCUGUGGAGUCUCCGCUGCCACCACCAGCUGCCGCAGCGGUUGUCCCUCUGACGGAUUACCAUGAGUGCACAGCUUGUCAGAUAAGCUUCAACAGCCUGGAAAGCUAUCUGACUCACAAGAAGUUCUCCUGCCCGGCAGCCCCUUUACAGCAUACCACCACCUGCCCCUAUUGCCCUCCUAAUGUGGUUAUCAGAGGAGACCUUCUCGAACAUUUCCGAAGUGUCCAUGGUCUGCUGUUGGCCAAACCCACCCCGGGUCACCGUUUACAAACAGCAUUCAUGGAGGUGCUACUGCCCACUCGGGUUCAGCAAAACAGCUCCUCUGAGAAUAGCUUGCCCAGCCCACCCACUUCGUCCACUUCUCCGCUGCAAGGCCAAGGGGAUAAACCCAUGCAGCCUCCUAAAGCCAGUCUGUCUUCUGCUCUGCCCAAUGGAAAUCACAGGUACUGUCGACUUUGCAACAUCAAGUUCAGCAGCCUUUCCACGUUUAUAGCCCAUAAAAAGUACUACUGUUCUUCCCAUGCAGCUGAACACGUCAAAUAG